GCUCGAAGGUACGCCUUCAGCAACUACUUCUUCUCAUCAAUUGAAGAUAACACAUGCGCGUAACUGCCGAUCAGCGGCAACGGUCGCGGGAAGCAUUGCGAGAGCGAUCCGCUCAACACUACAAGCACGGAAACCUGCCCCAGACAAACAGAGAAGCCAGCUGCGAGCUCCCUCGUUGAUAGGGAGCAACUCUCCGCGACUUCGUUCCCUUCUGACGUACCUGCUCGUACUCACUCUCUCCGCCUCGCCUGCACCAGCGCAGUCGCGAUGCAUGUGCCUCGACAGAAGCGCACGUCACCUGCGUCCUGGGCAGCAGUCGAGCAUGCUGCCAGCUGGCAGGCCGCAAAUAUGCCCUUCUUACCAGUGACGAGAAAGGCAACACCUUCCUCGGCAAUGGCGAGGUCCGUAACAAUCCCUACGAUGUGGCUGUCGGCAGUGAGAACGGCGGAGUCAGUGUGUAUAGCAAGGACGACAGCUCGCCAGACCGCCGGUUUCCACAUGAUAUGCUGGUCCUCAGCGUUUUGCAAGGCGAUUUUAGCAGAUCGCUUCCGACAUGAAGGGCCUCCGCGACUGGUCCGAAGAUAUGCUCCGAAGUAUGAAACACUUGCUGGAGCAGCUGAACCACAAGGAGAAUGUACGUUCAACUUCGACAGUGGGCUUGUUCGGCAAGUGUGCGCCGGCACCGCGCCCCCCAAAUCUCGGUUAUGUAUCUGGCUACUCAAGAAAUGCUGCAGGAUGGCAGAAGAGCGUCAUCCACCAACAAACUUAGCAAGGCCUUCGCAAGACCUCGCACGCUUCUGCCUCCUCUUCCAUAACCCGCUCCUAAGCCCUGUAUAAGCUGCGAGACGUCCUUGUGGACAUCUUUGAGGUCACUAACUAUGUCGUGGGGGAGUAAUGGCAGGCAAUCUUUACCAUCUCUUCGCUGCUGUUCGCCGCAAGCUCAAGCUUGAGCUAUAGCACAUAGACUAGGCGUUGCCGGCGCGUGAUACUCCUUCUGCGAGAGAACAGGGCAUGCGAGGAGAUCGGGUUGAUGGAGGACAUGGUCGAUCGCCGCCAGCAGAUAAUGGUUGGAAGAGCAAGUCUUUCGUCUUGGACAAGUGGACGAAACAACUAGUUUCGAGCGUGGCCCAACCUACUAUAACCUACAACCGCGGCGGUCUUCUGGCGGCGAGACAGCAACGUAAGAUCCGCAGAGGCUAGGCAUGUGCAAGAUUGAAUCGAACGCGACAGGAACGAAGCCAUACAGUGUCGACCUACUCUUACCGCUGUGCAAGAACCGA
Messenger RNA from Baudoinia panamericana UAMH 10762, 1280 nucleotides. RefSeq lists its product as uncharacterized. Lineage: Eukaryota; Fungi; Ascomycota; Dothideomycetes; Mycosphaerellales; Teratosphaeriaceae. The coding region runs from base 268 to 837 and encodes 189 amino acids. The record is from RefSeq and is a predicted model, not a curated record. The transcript has a single exon.